AUGGCACAGCCCGUGCCUCAUCAGCCCACCGAUAAGAAGCGCGUCAAGGUCUACGAACUCCGCAACAAUGACUGGUUCGAUCGAGGCACCGGCUUCUGCAGCGCGAGCUUUGAGACUCUUGAGGAUGGUCGCAAAGAGCCGCGCGUCAUCGUUGAAUCAGAAGACCAUCCCGACCGUCUUCUGCUAGAAACGAAAAUUCAGAAAGAAGAUGGAUUCCAGAAGCAACAAGAUACACUGAUUGUUUGGCAGGAACCUAGUAGUGGAGUUGACAUGGCACUCAGUUUUCAAGAAGCCGAGGGAUGCGCCAUGAUAUGGCGUUUUGUGAGCAAUGUUCAACAGACAUUUCAUAACCACCUGCCAGGAGCCGAUGACGGCCUUUCUGACGAUCUCCCUAUCGACGCUCCGCCGGCUAUCAACUUGCCCACGGCCGAACUUGGAAAUCUCGGAGAUAUUGAACAGACCAUGCGGAUGAUGAGCACGACAGCAAACGGCCGUGAUGCUCUUGCCAAAGCAAUUAUGGCGGAGGACUUCAUCGGCAAAAUUGUACCCCUGGUCGAGAUGGCCGAGGACCUCGAGAGUCUUCAAGACUUGCACCGACUCUGCAACAUCAUGAAAACAGUCAUUCUUCUUAACGACACUUCGAUUAUAGAGCACGCGGUGUCGGACGAAUGCGUUUUAGGUGUUGUUGGUGCUCUGGAAUACGACCCUGACUUUCCUAGUCACAAGGCUAAUCAUCGACACUGGCUGGGCAAUCAAGGUCGAUAUAAAGAAGUUGUCCCUAUAGAGGAGGAACAAAUUCGCAGGAAGAUCCACCAAACAUACCGUCUACAGUAUCUAAAGGAUGUCGUUCUGGCUAGAAUACUCGACGAUCCUACUUUUUCGGUUCUCAAUUCUCUCAUCUUUUUCAACCAAGUCGACAUUGUUCAGCACCUGCAAGCGAAUGCCGCUUUUCUUAACGAGUUGUUUGGCAUCUUCAGGCCCACGAACAGCGAUCAGAAGAGAAAGAAGGAAGCGGUGCUCUUCAUCCAGCAAUGCUGUGCUAUUGCCAAGAAUAUCCAACCCCCGGCGCGUCAGACAUUAUACAACAACUUCAUCGCUCACGGACUCCUUUCCGUCAUCCACUUCGGGCUCAGACACCAUGACGUGGGAGUUAGAGUUGGGGCCACUGACAUCCUGAUCUCUAUCAUCGAUCACGACCCCCAAAUGAUCCGUCAGACUUUGUACCGUCAACUGCACGAGAACCAGACACUCCUCACCGACUCUUUGAUUGAUCUUCUACUGGUGGAAGUUGAUCUUGGCGUCAAGUCUCAAAUCUCAGAAGCACUCAGAGUCUUAUUAGAUCCUGGUCCUCAACAACUGCAAAAUAACGAGGCCCUUGCUAAGGCUAAUGAGACUUUCCUGAACAAAUUCUACGAGAAGUCGGCCCCAAGGCUAUUCAAGCCCCUCAUGGACUUAGAGAAGCGAACGGACAUGAACUUUACUGUACAGCAGGCGUCGAUGUUUACAUAUCUUAUUGAGAUUCAGACAUUUUUUAUCCGCUGUCACCAGUUACGCGUCAAGUUACAUGUAAUGUCUCACGAUAUCGUUAAGCGCAUUGCUCAGCUUCUCGCAUGCCCUGAGAAAUUUUUGAGAUUAGUUGCUAUCCGUUUCUUCCGAUCAUUGAUCGCAAUGCAGGAUGAGUUCUAUAUCAAGCAUCUCAUGGAGAAGCAGGUCCUGGGGCCAAUUCUUGAAGUUCUUAUCGAGACCAUGCCCCGAGACAACCUCUUGUGCUCAGCAUCACUGGAAUUUUUCGAGUUUAUCAAGAAAGAGAAUAUCAAAGACCUGAUCAAACAUCUCGUGGUCAACUAUAGAGAAAAGCUUAGAGGGUUGAGCUAUAUGUCGACUUUUCGGGAGAUCCUUCUUAGAUAUGACCAAACUCAGGGUUACACGUCCAAUGUCGACUAUUUCCUGGAAGCCGAAGACGAGAUGGGCAGGAGACCUCUAGCGAACACAAGGAUGGCCGAGCAAAUCACCGUUGAGCAAGAGCAAGAGGAAUAUUGGGCAACAUCUGAUCCCGAAGAUGAUGACGACCAGUCAAGUAAAGUGGGGGAAAGGACACCAUCCACGAAUGGCUCAAUCACCUCGAAGCUGCUAGUCGACUACGCAUCCGAUGAAGAGACUGACGAAAAUGCCGACCCCGAAGCUACACCAGAAGCGGAUAGCCAACACAGCGAUGUUGCAUCCGACGCUGUGCACUCGCCUAUUGAUUCGAGCCUUGGAGGAGGUGUUCCACCACCUGAGCGACUUUCAGAGAAGCGUCGACGCGAAGAGGAGGAAGACGAGGAUGAGAUGAGCAAAAUGAUGCAAAAUAAGAGACGCAGCAGCAGCGGUUCUGUCACGGCGAUCCUAGGCAACUCUCGCGGCCCACAAAGACGCAAAAGCUUCAAUGUCAACUCUCCCACUGGAGGCAAGAAGAUCGCCAUCAGUCUCUCUAGCGGCUUGAAAACAGGCAGCGACCCAGGUUCCAACGAGGAGUCAUAA
Molecule: messenger RNA, 2520 nt
Organism: Fusarium proliferatum ET1
Lineage: Eukaryota; Fungi; Ascomycota; Sordariomycetes; Hypocreales; Nectriaceae
Exons: 7
Coding region: 1-2520 (839 amino acids)
Biological process (GO): protein dephosphorylation; DNA damage response
Cellular component (GO): nucleoplasm; protein phosphatase 4 complex
Molecular function (GO): protein phosphatase activator activity
Source: RefSeq, a predicted model, not a curated record